CCGGGGCCCGCAGUCCGGUCCCGGGCUUGGUCUGGGCGUCAGCAGGGCCGUGGCAGGAAGCCGGAAGCAGCUGCGGCCCCAGCUCGGGAGACAUGGCGGGCGUUAAAGCUCUUGUGGCAUUAUCCUUCAGUGGGGCUAUUGGGCUGACUUUUCUUAUGCUGGGAUGUGCUUUAGAAGAUUAUGGCGUUUACUGGCCCUUGUUUGUCCUGAUAUUUCACGCCAUCUCUCCCAUCCCCCAUUUCAUUGCCAAAAGAGCAACGUAUGACUCUGAUGCCACAAGUAGUGCCUGUCGGGAGCUGGCAUAUUUUUUCACUACUGGGAUUGUUGUUUCUGCCUUUGGAUUUCCUGUUAUUCUUGCCCGUGUGUCUGUGAUCAAAUGGGGAGCCUGUGGCCUUGUGCUGGCAGGCAAUGCGGUCAUUUUCCUGACAAUUCAAGGUUUUUUCCUUGUAUUUGGAAGAGGAGAUGAUUUUAGCUGGGAACAAUGGUAGCACUUUAUUCUGAUAAAUUGCAUUUUAUUUCUUAGAAGUCAUACUAUAUGUAUUUGUGUGCACACGUGGCCUUUUACUAUGAAAUUUCAUAUGCUAUUUUUUUAUACCUUUAUGUCAUGUUCACUAUGAGAAGGACUACAUGAGAGAAAGCUUCGUUUUGUUUCCAGCUAGUGGACUUCUCCGUUUGCUCAAGUUGAAUUCUGUUACUUGUGUGGCUGUGCAUAUGGUCAUGGUGCUCUCAGAAGAUAUAGUAACACAGUCUCGUGCACAGCCGUUUACUUGUGCAACGCCUGGGGCUGAGCGUGGGUGGGCAGACAGCACUGCAGCACGUCCCCGUUCUGCUCAGGACUUCCAGGAGGUACUUGUGGCCCGGAGGGACAGAGUGGCUCCCUCUUUGUGUGGUAGACCCUUGCUUCUUGAAAUGUGGUCCACAGACACUGGCAUCUCCUAGAAGCUGGUACAUACAGAAUCUGAGGCCCCACCCCAGACCCAGUGCGUUUGAGAUGAGCUCCCAAGUGAAUUACAUGCACGUUAAAGUUUGACAGGUGCUGUCCUAGAGGAAUAAGUAUCACUUCCAGUAGCCUUGUCUUCCCUUUGGCGGAACCACUUAACCUCUCUGGGCACGAACUGCUCAUUUAUAAAAACUUGUUUCAUCUGCCUGCAUGUUGAGGCCACUUCAGAGUCCCUUUGGUAUUUGUGAAGUGUCCAAACCUGUAUUGUUCCUCACAUUGGUAGAAUUGUUCUCAGUAGGGAACAGCCAUGUCUUCACGCUGUCUGAAAGGCAAUGGCUCUUUUUGCAGAGCCAGGGGAACAGUGUAACGCCGGAGUAACAGAGUAACUGGGCUCUCCGAAGGAGGCCAGGCUGGAAGCGGUCCCUGCUUUAGCAGGUGCGCGAGAGCAGAUAGACAAUACUUCCUAAUUUCCUGUUAUAAGCCCACACUUCUCCCCAGCUCCUUCUCUGUGCUGUUUUCCCCCUCCGUCCCCCACAAACACACACCCUCCCAGCAGUUCUGAUUUGCCCUGACAUCCUCACAGCCCUGGCUUUGCCUCUCUAUGGGGACAUGGAGCCAAGUUAGCAAACAGGGUGAGCUGCUUAAUUUCAGUCACUUGUUGAUAUACUUACUGUCUUUCUUGCCUCGUAGAUCUUUUUAUAUAUAUCUAUAAAACCCCUCUGCUGCUUUUAAGUGAAUCAUUGAGAAUAUGUGUCACGCUGGAUCCUGUAAUCAGUUUUUCUAGCUCAACUUUUGUCCAAGAUCUAUAAAGAAAGAGAAAUAUGGGAGCUUGAACCAUUUGGUGAGAAUACAGUAAUUUUAAAGGAU
Molecule: messenger RNA, 1807 nt
Organism: Suricata suricatta (meerkat)
Lineage: Eukaryota; Metazoa; Chordata; Mammalia; Carnivora; Herpestidae
Gene: LEPROT
Product: leptin receptor overlapping transcript
Exons: 4
Coding region: 93-488 (131 amino acids)
Biological process (GO): negative regulation of growth hormone receptor signaling pathway; late endosome to vacuole transport via multivesicular body sorting pathway
Cellular component (GO): endosome
Source: RefSeq, a predicted model, not a curated record